This is a messenger RNA of Impatiens glandulifera, 855 nucleotides long. RefSeq names its product agamous-like MADS-box protein AGL80. Gene Ontology annotation, molecular function: DNA-binding transcription factor activity, RNA polymerase II-specific; protein dimerization activity; RNA polymerase II cis-regulatory region sequence-specific DNA binding. The transcript has a single exon. The coding region runs from base 1 to 855 and encodes 284 amino acids. The record is from RefSeq and is a predicted model, not a curated record. Lineage: Eukaryota; Viridiplantae; Streptophyta; Magnoliopsida; Ericales; Balsaminaceae. Gene Ontology annotation, biological process: positive regulation of transcription by RNA polymerase II.
AUGACUAGAAAGAAAGUGAAGCUUGCAUACAUUACAAAUGACUCUGCAAGAAAAGCAACAUUCAAGAAAAGGAAGAAGGGAUUGAUGAAGAAGGUGAGUGAAUUGAGCACCCUUUGUGGGAUUGAUGCUUGUGCCAUCAUUUACAGCCCAUAUGAGGCCCAACCAGAUGUUUGGCCCAAUGGGCCUGGGGUGCAACGAGUCCUGUCUCAGUUCAAGAGGAUGCCAGAGAUGGAACAAAGCAAGAAGAUGGUUAACCAGGAAGGAUUCAUCAGACAGAGGAUUGUGAAGGCUAGUGAACAAUUGAAGAAGCAACAUAGAGACAAUAGGGAGAAGGAAAUGACCGAGGUAAUGUAUCAAUGUCUUUCUGGUAAUAGAGGCCUUCAGGAUUUGGGCCUAGGCGAUCUUCAUGAUCUUGGCUGGCUCAUUGAUCAGAAUCUGAAGGAGAUCUAUAAGAGGAUGGAGACAAUUAACAAGUCAUCUGACUCGCCCAAUCCUCCUCCGGCCCAAAAUAUUCAAGCGGGCCCAUCUAGGGCCCGUGAUUUUGGGCCGAGAAACAUGAUGUUUCCCCCUGGCAUGGAGCUUGGUCAAGGUGGCCCGUCGAGGGUUAGCGAUAUUGGAUCGUCGUCGAGAAACAUUAUGGGGUUUAACCCGGGAAUGAGUAUGGGUAUGGAAGAUCAAAAACCCAUUAUGAUGGAUAAUAUGGGCUUGGAGGCCCAAAGGCCUCAAUGGUUUACUGAAUGGAUGAACAAUCCUAAUGAAGCAAUGGGAUUUGGGGCAGCUGAAGAGCAAAUAAUGCUACCAUUUGGGGAUGUCACACAUAAUCCCAACAACAUGUGGUCUCCAUAUUUCCCUUGA